Zerene cesonia (dogface butterfly) is the source of this 5010-nucleotide messenger RNA. RefSeq names its product general transcriptional corepressor trfA. The coding region runs from base 251 to 4219 and encodes 1322 amino acids. Gene Ontology annotation, molecular function: RNA binding; lipopolysaccharide binding. Lineage: Eukaryota; Metazoa; Arthropoda; Insecta; Lepidoptera; Pieridae. The transcript is spliced from 8 exons. The record is from RefSeq and is a predicted model, not a curated record.
UCAUGCCUGCCAAUCGCCAUCAGCAAUGGCAAUCAUGGCAUUAUGGCUGGCACGAAGCGAAGCUUGAUUCUGAAUACUUUCUACAAUAGUGGUUUGAAAUAGAUUUGUUGUUUAAUAAUUUACAAUUGUGAAGUUUGGUAAAAAAAACUGACACUCUCUUAACGUUUCGAAUAUUUACUCUGAAUGUGAUCAACACAUGAAUAUAGCGUAAAAUUAUUGUUUUAAAUGGAGGUUUUUCUGCAAUAACAAAAUGAACGACGGUGAUUGGAUUUGCAGCGAUCCGAAUUGUGGAAAUAUAAACUUUUCUCGACGAGUAUCUUGUUAUCGUUGUAAUAAAGAGCGUCCUAAUGGAGCAAAGCCUUCUAAAAGGAAACUUGGAACAGAAAUAGGAAAAUCAGCUGCAGAGAAAUCUCGCGGUUUAUUUAAUGCCGAUGAUUGGCAAUGUAAUAAAUGUGCGAAUGUCAACUGGGCCCGGCGCCCAACUUGUAAUGUUUGUAAUGCACCGAAAUUUGGGGAAGUCGAAGCGCGAACAGGAUAUGGUGGUGGUUACAAUGAGCGUGGCGUUGUAGAAUACCGUAAGAGAGAACCAUCUUCUGACGACGAAUAUGAUGAAUUUGGAAGAAAAAAACGCAAACGUAGGACAGAAACUUCAGACAAUGCGGACACUGUUGGCAUCACUGAAGGACCUGUAAUCAAAAGUUUGCCACCGACAAAGCAGAUCAUGGAGCCAAAUUUGCCAGUGCCCCCUGUAAUUAAAACUCAGAAGACUAAAAAAAAUCAUGAAUCUAAAAGUGGCAGUCUGAGUGAUGGUUCUGUCUGUGACAUGUCUGUCGUUCCCAGGUUGUCAUUUAAAAAAAAUGUGCGAAGUUACAAUUAUAAUAAACAGAAUAUAACACAUCCAUUACCUAGAACUAAAGGAUUUCAAAGAAAACACUACUCAAGUAUAAGUGAUAGGGACCAGUCAGGAUCCUCAAGUCAUGAAGGCAAUGCCAUAAUGGAAAACAGAGUUACAUCAACAAAUAAUGAUAUUGUAUAUAAAUUCACAGGCCCCACACCCUCUGAAGCAUUUGAAGUAACUUACACUAUUGAAGAAAGAGUUAUAGCUGCUGCUCUUGCUGUUGUUCAUAAUAACUGUAGGAUAACUACAAACAAAUUCGAGAGCAAGUUUGAUAAGCCUGCCCCAGAUUUUAAGACAAUAUUUUCUUGGAGGCAAAGACUUUUAACUACAGGUUGUUUGAUUGAUAAUCAUAUUGAAAAAGGGAAAGAUACAAUGCAAAGACCCUCAGAUAAUCGUAAUAUAAGCCAAGGCAUUAAAAAGCAAAAAGCAGUUUCCUAUAAGCUACCUAACCCAGAUGAAAUUUAUAUAUCUUCAGAAAGUGAGACUGAAGAUCCCCCAUAUUUGGAAACAAGUAACAAGACAUUACCCUUUUUACAUAGUAGGAGUGUUAGUGCUGAAACAUUAGUAAUUGAUAAUGGGGAUAUGGUACGAAAUAAUAAUGCUACAGGUUCUGUAAGUACUGUUGAUGGAAGAGAAGCAGCAAGAAGCCAAUCCUCUUCAACACACAAUUGCACAAGGUCAAGUUCAAGAGAUAGUCGAGAUUCAAACUAUCCUGAAUCAGAUGUUGAGCUUUCUGAACCAAAAGAUUCCAAUAUACGGCACACUCCAGUUUCUUCAAAAACAAACAAACACACUGCAAGUCAUAGCGAUUCAGACACAUUUUCGUAUAACAGUGAAGAUGUAGACUUUAGAUCCAGAGUUUUUGGUCAAUCUAAGAAAACAAAGAGACGCUUAAAAAGAAAUGUUACCUAUAAAAAUAAUACAUAUGUACCUGAUACUUGUCAACCUUUUGAAGGUUAUACUACACAGAAACCAAUUGAAAAAUCUCCUUUGGCGACUGGUAAUAUAUACAUGCCUAAUUUCCAUAAUAUGAAUGUAAGAAACCAAGUAAAUAAUUCAGGGGAUACUGAUGGUCUUUCAUCAGAAUAUGUUCCCACAAUGAUGGCAGCAACGGCUAAAAAACAUUACCAGGAUUUUAAAAAUAAUGUAAGGAAAAAAGGUUUCUGGGCCAAAGGAAAUGGUUCUUUUGUAAAAAAUACUCCUGCUGUAAUAUCAUCAUUGAGUUCUGUUAGUAUUCAUGCAAAUUAUAGAACAUUGCAGCAAAAUAAUUAUACAACCAAAAAUGAUGAUUUCACAAAAGAUGAAUUUGAUAAUAUAACAAAUGAUCAAAAUUAUGUUUUCUUUGGGGAGCCAUUAGGUUCAACACCUAACUCUCAAAAAGAAAUUGCUAAUAAUUCAUGUGUGUUUGAUGUAGUCCAAUCAGAUUGUUUUAACAAAAGCAGAAAUAUAAUGGAUAUCUUUAGUACUCAUGAAGAGAAUAUUCAAAAAAGUCCUGAGCCUGUGAGUGAUUUAGAUAAAUAUGAUAGUGUAAGGAAAAUGUAUGAAAAUUCGUGGAAUGAUGAUGAUGAUGACCUUUAUAAAGAUUCUGAUACAAUAGAAUCAAAUAAAGAUAUCAAUCAAUCUGAUUCAAAUUUAAAAGAAUUGAAACAAAAUCAAAGCCCUACUUCAAAUAUGUUGUAUAAUGAAUCAGAAAAUGAAUUUAUGAAUGAGAAAGGAGUGAAUAAGGAAAAAGUUGAAAAACACUGUGAAAAACUAUUGGACCUUUUAAAAGGCAUUGAUAAUAUCACUUGCCCAAAGAUAAGUGAAAUAUCCAAUAAUUCUACCAAUCAGUUUGAUCAAGCCACCCAUAAUUCUUUAGGUAUUAAUUGUGAAUCUUCACUAUUGGAUAUUCCAUUGCCUGAACCAAUAUCUGCAGAAACAUCUAAUGAAAUACGAAAACUUUCACAUGAAUCUCCCGAAAGUAUCUCAAAAAACAGAAAUAAAGUCAUAAGUCCAUCAAAGAGGGUACAGAUACUAGAAUCUGUAACAAUUAAACAAAAAGAUUCAGAUUUCCCAGCAAUUUCUCAGAGAAACACUGAAGCAUUGAAUACAUUUCAGUCCUUGGAAGAGAGAAAUGAAGCACCAGAAAUGAGAAAAUAUCUUCAAUAUGAUGAUAAAAAUGAUAGGAAAGAAGACCUCACCCAUAAAGUUCCUCAAUUUGAUUUAUCUAAUAUACUUUCUAACAUUAACACAGAUACACUCUUGCUGGCUCUCCAAAAUUUACAACAAAUGUCUCAACCACAGAAUAAUCCACCAAUGAUUGAAAAAAACAUUUCUGCAGAUGAAAAGAAUUUAGAUCAACCGACCCAUUUGGAAACAAUAAAUUUGACAAAUGAUGAUUGGGAACUCGAGUCAAUACGACAUGAUAGCAUAGAAAGGGAACUGCGGCAACUAGAUGGUAACUCUGGUGACACACCCUUUCUAAGUGACAUCUUUGACCCAGGCCCUGUUACAAUGCCCUUAAAUAUUGCCAUCAAAUUUAACAACAAUAUAAAAAAUCCUGAUGAUAACAGUAAAAGUCAAGUACCACUUUUGAACGAAAAUGCACCAGUGAUAGGCAAUUUCAAGAGCUUUGCUCUACCAAAACCGGUCAUAUUAAAUAGGCUUAAAUUGACAGUUAAACAACCAGAUAGAAAUAAAAAAUCUACUGAAGGAAAAAGAUCUAAACACAAGAAUAAGCCCACAACCUCAGCUUCUCAAGAAGGCCAGGCGGUCGAAGUAGACGAAGAGGAGGAAUCGGGAGAUGAAGCUGAUCUUUCCAAAUAUGAUUUGUGGGGUAGCGACGAUGAAAAAAAUAACCAAUCCAAAGCUGAAAACGAUGAGGAUGAGAAAAAGUCAGAAAAUUCAAAACACUCAGAUGAACCAGUUAAUAAUAGGAAAUCGCCGGUAGAAAGAGGAAGAUCGAGAAGUUCUUCGUCGUCUUCGAGUUCUUCAUCCAGCUCAAGUUCUAGUCACAGUUCAACAAAUACAGAGACGCCGAAAAAUAAGUUCGACGAUUUCAACUUGAACAGCGAGCGCGAGUCGGCCAACGAGUCGCCGAAGGGCCGGCGCUCGGCGCGCUCGCGCUCCCCGCGCUCCCGCUCGCCGCGCCCCUCCAGCGCGCCCGCCCGCCGCCGCUCGCGCGACAGCCGCUCCGCCGGCGAGAGGACAUCUCGAGACAAGGAAUGGUCACGUGAUCGUGAAAGAAGAGAUCGGUCUCGCGGCAGUCGGGAAAAAAAAGAGCGUCGAUACAGUCGCGAAGGUUCUGGAAAUCAUUAUGGCGGCCGCGGCAGACAUCGUUAACUUAUAUUUCAAUUUGUAUGGAGGGACUUUCACACAAACAAUUGAAAAUCAGCUUUUAAGCCAAGUAACUCUUAGACGACAAAGUGGAAAUUCCCAUAUCCCGCAAGAUAUUAUCUUCUAUAUCAUUUAAUAGAGCAAGGUUGAUAAUGUCUUAAGUGCGACAAGGGCACUUGCGCUAGAAGGGGAUAGAUAUAUUCUUUAUGCGAACGAAGGGUAUCAUUGAUUUGUAUGGAAAUAUAAAUUAGAGCAAUGUUUGUCUAUACGAUAGUUACUCUUGAUAAAAGGCAAAUAGAUGUUUGGUUUUUAUAGUUUGAUAUCUAAAGGUUUUAAGGUUGUUUUCCUUUUUAGGGGGCCUCAAAAUUAACUCGGAAACAAAAUAAUUACGCAAUAAGCGACUGUUGUGUCAAUACCCCAACUGAUAUAUUAUACUACGAUAUAUAAUUUAUUACUCAAUGAUAUAAAUACAUGAAAUGUCGCUAAUUGCCACUGAUUAAACCGUUUCUGUUUGUCAUUAACAGAUGGUUUGGAAUAAUGAGAUAAUACAAAAGAAGAUAAAAUUAAAUCUCUCUUUUAAAAGAAUGUUAGUGGUUUAAUGUGUCAAUUUGUUCUAGUGAAAUAUAACAACAUUAUACUGGAUACCUUAAUUUACGAUUUAUGUCUUAAAAAAUCUUUUUUUUUCUAGUAAAAUAUAUAACUUAAUAUGCCCAGGUAUAAGAAAACACAGUGAAUUUAAUGGUUAAAAUAUCUUGUACAGUAUUCGGACAUGUAUUUUGUCCCCUAGUUGUUGCUAG